This is a messenger RNA of Thlaspi arvense, 1978 nucleotides long. The record is from the annotation of a GenBank genome assembly. Lineage: Eukaryota; Viridiplantae; Streptophyta; Magnoliopsida; Brassicales; Brassicaceae.
AAAACCCUUUUUAUUUUAGUUGAUUGGUAAAUUACUCAGGAAGGUUUGCUAUUAACCGGCUUCUUGUAUCUUUUUGUGUAUUUUCUUCUAAACUUAAACUAAUCUUCUAAAAAAUAAGCUUUGAAGGAAAUAAGAAUAGUUUAAAACAGAGCAAUGAUCACUAAUGUGAGAAAUGUAUUUUGUAUAUAUAAAAGCACUAGCUUCCUUCAUCAUCAUCAAUUAAAUGACUCCGAUUUGGUAUCUAUCACUUCUCUUCCUCACUUGUCUUCUUAUCAUCGCCGUCUUCAAACGCAAGAAACAGCAACGAGGACCACCGUCUCCUCCUGGUUUUCCGAUCAUCGGAAACUUACACCAGCUCGGAGAAUUACCACACCAAUCUCUAUGGAGACUCUCAAAACAGUAUGGUCCUGUGAUGUUUUUGAAGCUUGGAAGAGUCCCAACGGUCGUAGUUUCUUCCUCUGAAACUGCAAAACAAGCUUUGAAAAUUCAUGACCUCCAUUGUUGUAGCCGUCCAAGCUUAGCAGGGCCAAGAGAGCUCUCUUACAAUUAUCUGGACAUUGCUUUUGCUCCCUUUGAUGAUUACUGGAAAGAAGUCAAGAAACUGUGUGUGCAAGAGCUCUUCUGUCCAAAACAAGUUCACUCAAUCCAACCCAUCAAGGACGAGGAGGUCAAGAAACUGAUCGAUUCAGUCGCGGAAUCAUCUUCUCAGAAAACACCGGUUAACUUGAGCGAGAAGUUUCUCACUUUAACUGUAGGCGUGAUAUGCAAGGCAGCGUUUGGUGUGAGUUUCCACGGAACUGUGCUCAACAAUGACAGAUUCGACAAGUUCAUCAACGAGGCUUUCUUGUUUCUGGGGAGCUUCUCUGCCUCAGAUUUCUUCCCAAACGGCGGCUGGAUCGUCGACUGGCUCACGGGCUUACAAGGGCGGAGAGAGAGAAGCGUGAGAGAUCUUGAUGCGUUCUAUGAACAGAUGUUUGAUUUGCAUAAAGAGGAGAAAGAAAAAGGGAGUGAAGAUUUCGUGGAUAUGCUCUUGAGGUUUCAGAAAGAAGAAUCUGUUCUUGGAGUAGGCAAGCUCACAAGAAACCAUGUCAAAGCAGUCUUAAUGAAUGUUCUGAUUGGGGCCAUAGGUACUUCUGCAAUAACAAUGACAUGGGCAAUGACAGAACUUAUGAGAAACCCUCGAGCAAUGAAGAAACUGCAAACCGAAAUCAGAAAUCAAAUGGGGAACAAGCCAAUGAUCACCUUGGACGAUAUAGAGCAGCUCCAUUACUUGAAAAUGGUAGUCAAAGAAACAUGGAGGCUACAUCCUCCAGCACCACUUCUUGUUCCAAGAGAAGUAAUGUCAGAAUUUGAGAUCAAUGGCUACAAGAUUCAACCCAAGACACGGCUUUAUGUGAAUGUUUAUGCCAUCGGACGUGAUCCUGACAUCUGGAAAGAUCCAGAGAUGUUUCUCCCCGAAAGGUUUAUUGAUAACAACAUUGAUGUAAAAGGGCAGAACUUUGAGUUGUUACCCUUUGGAGGAGGCAGGAGACUAUGUCCUGCGAUUUACAUGGGGACAUCAAUGGUGGAGUUUGGUCUUGCGAAUAUGCUGUAUCAUUUUGACUGGAUAUUACCAGAUGGCAUGUCGGUGGAAGAUAUCGACAUGGAAGAGACUCCUGGACUCAAUGUGAGCAAGAAAAUUGAGCUUCAACUUGUUCCUGUGAAGUAUUUAGACCAUUGAUCACUUGAACUAAGUUUUUUCAUGAGACUACGAAAUCAAUUGUAGCAUCGAUGGAACUUAAUAAAACUAAAUCUUGUGUUCUUUUGUUUCUUGUUUUGUUAAUAGUUAAUAAUACAAUGGUGCAUGAAAUGGAAACUUAAAAAGAACAGGAUGUAUGUAUAGAUAGAAAAAAGUUCUAUGACUUAGACAAUACUGUCAAUUAUGUUUUAAAGUUGAUUUUAAACCUACUGACAAAAAAGGAGUUUUUAAAUAAAAUAU